Molecule: messenger RNA, 1335 nt
Organism: Lachancea dasiensis
Lineage: Eukaryota; Fungi; Ascomycota; Saccharomycetes; Saccharomycetales; Saccharomycetaceae
Source: the annotation of a GenBank genome assembly
AUGGUGGAGCAGGGCCUCAUCGAAGAAUGGAAACGUACGAAGACGAUAGGCAUCAUCGGCAUGGGCGAUAUGGGCCAGUUGUAUGCUAGAAAAUUCGCCCAAAAUGGAUGGAAGGUAGUAUGCUGUGAUCGCGAGGAGAACUACCUCAAAUUGCAAAACAACUGUCUCGACGAACGAUACACAGUGCUAAAAAACGGCCAUUUCGUUUCAAGAAUUAGUGAUUAUGUUAUUUACAGUGUGGAAGCAAAACUUAUAGACAAAAUCGUGGGCGAGUACAGUGCGUCCACAAAGAUUGGAGCCAUUGUUGGAGGCCAAACAAGUUGCAAGAGCCCCGAAAUCAAAGCUUUUGAAAAACACUUACCACCAGACGUUGACAUUGUAUCGGUGCACUCACUGCAUGGGCCUAAAGUGAACACUGAAGGUCAGCCCUUGGUGCUCAUCAAACACAGGUGUCAGCGUGAGGAAUCUUUUGAGUUUGUAGAAACAGUCAUGUCAUCUUUGAAGAGCAAACACGUUUAUCUUACUCAUGAAGAGCAUGAUAAAAUCACCGCAGACACUCAGGCGGUCACCCACGCUGCUUUUUUAAGUAUGGGUGUGGCUUGGUACAAAAAGCAGCUAUAUCCUUGGACCAUCGGAGUCAAUCGGUGGUAUGGCGGCUUUGAAAAUGUGAAGGUUAAUAUCUCACUGCGAAUCUUUUCCAAUAAAUGGCACGUCUACGCAGGACUGGCUAUUACCAACCCUGCCGCCCACCAACAAAUAAUGCAGUACGCGAAAAGUGCCACAGAGCUGUUUGAGCUUUUCGUUCAAAACAGGAAGGAUGAGUUGACGAGGAGACUAUCUGCAGCCAGGAAAUUUGUUUUUGGUAAACAAGAGCGGCCGCUUCUUCUGGAUGACUCGAUAUUGGAAAAAUACUCUCUAAGCCAACAUGAACCACAAGAAGGUGAAAAAACCCUUCCAAACUCGCAUUUAUCACUACUAGCAAUUGUCGACAGCUGGCAUCAGCUUCAAAUUAAUCCUUACGACCACAUCAUAUGUUCGACCCCGUUAUUCAGGAUAUUUCUUGGCGUUACGGAAUAUCUCUUCAUGACGCCCGAUCUGCUGGCAACGACCAUCGAUGCCGCCAUAAAUGGAGAUGCUUUCAGAGCUGACGACCUUGAAUUUGUUAUUGCAGCAAGAUCCUGGAGUACUAUUGUUUCUUUCGAAAGCUAUGAUUUGUACAAACGUCAAUUCGAAGAAGUCCAAGAAUUUUUCAAACCAAUGUUACCUGAGGCUAACGUAAUUGGCAAUGAAAUGAUCAAAACGAUUUUGCGCCAUUGCGAUGAAAACAGCACAUAG